GCAAACAUUCUUUCUAGAUAUACAUUUCCUCGCAUUUCGACCGUUUCAUCUCUUCCGCUUUCUUUUUUUUUUCUUUUCUUUUAUUUAAUAAAUAUUCACGCACAAAAUUGUUCAAGCAGUUAAUUGAUUACCAGGGCAACAGACAAUGCCUAUAUCUGUCAAGGCAACGUUUGCGCAAGAGGGCGUUUUCUUUGCCGGCGAGAAGCUUAAUUGCACCAUUACAUUCACUAAUUCCACAUCACUUACCCAGCUCGUUUCUGCCCCAACUGGUCCUCCUAAUUCAACGCUUCCUUCGCGGCCGUCUUCGACGUUUCAGCGUAAACUACCAGUUCAUCAUGAAGAGCAAGAGAAACAACAGCAACGUUCAAAAGAUGAAGCCAAUGGCUAUAGGGACGAACAAUUAAUGCAGACGAAUACAGAGACCAAGCGUGAUACCACUCCCUUGUCGUCAUCUGCAUCUAGUGCACUUGCAUCCUCCACAAACUCAUCAGCAAACACGCCACCUAGAACGGACACAAAUAUACAGAACCCUCUUCCCGUAUCACAGAAGGUUGAUCCAAUACCCAACAAUGGAAACUUAUUGGAGAACGGCAAUAGAGCUCACUCUAGGCAAGAUAUGCCGUAUCAGCGUCCCUCAACACCUGCCAGCAGAGCUCUAAGUCAGUCACGCCUAUCCUCUGAUAUUAGCCAUAUCGAUGCAACCCAACAUGGCAAACACAUGUCCAAUAAUGAGCGUCUAGAAAAACUGCAAGCAAAUUCAGGGAAAGAGGAGCAAGAGGAACAUGAGCAGACCAUUCCAGCCCCUCCUCGUGAUGAGGAUAGCCCUGGACCACAGAUUCCAACAACAUCUAGACAAGGACAAGUACCAAGGGAUCAGCUGUACUCAACGAACACUCCACAGAGCGGAUCACAAAACUCAGCAUCCUCUCCUGGUCUACUGGGCCUGGCAGGUUUUAUGUAUCGCUCAGCGUCGUUUUCAACGCUAGCUUCGGCUUUUGGUCUUUCAGGAGGAGAGACGGAACAAGUGUAUCCUAAUGUCGAGAAAAAGUUACCACCCUUGCCUCCCCCCGAUGAGUUGGACGAUGGAAGAAGAUCGCCAUUCACAGCCUUAUUACCAGUACAGAUUAUGUCCCCAGAGGACAAAGGACAGAAAACAACAAAAGAGACUGGUCAUCCAGGCAGCAAUUUUAGCAGUGGACAACCGACUGACUCGAAUAUAGAUUCAGAUCAGCUUGCUCGCUUGGGGACACCUAUUGGACUUGGUUUGGACAACAAAGCAAAACCUGGCCGCUCUAGGGCAGCAACGAAUGGAAGCAUAAGCGGAUUGAAAGAAAGUAUGAUCGAGCUGCAGGUCACCGAUAAUGCCGAUACUCACUCCGUAAUAGAUGACGGUGAAUACCAGACGCCCCGACCAUCAAUGGAUUAUUCCACACGAUCAUCUAUGCAGAGUGCCAGGGGGCCUUUCCAGCAGCAGUUUGAGUCGCCUAAACGCAGAGCGUCACUAAUGUCAAACUAUUCAACCCAUUCGAGUCCCAGAGGAUCAUCAAGUCACGUACCAAAGAAGGAAUCAUUACUUUGGGGCUCUGUACAGGUCAUCGGUCAGUUUAUGGUCGAUGGUUCGUUCAUCCGUCAGCAAGGAUUUGAAUCAUUAAAAACCAAGACUAUGUAUCGACCCACAGGUAGCUCUGGAGGUGGCGCAAUAGGAGGUGGCACUUUAGGGAUAGUGAACCCAUCAGACUGGAGGGACAAAGCUAACGCAAACCGUCUUUUCCCUGUGUUUUCAACCCCGCCUUCGAUUUUAUUUGUGGACUUGCAACUAGGUCCAGGCGAAUCUAUUACAUAUUCCUACCAAAUCGAACUCCCAGAGGAUUUACCACCAUCGCAUCGGGGCAAAACAAUCAGAUUUGCUUAUAACCUCAUCCUUGGAGUUCAACGUGGAAGUGUCCAUAUACCAGCCAAGAGUGUUCAGUUACCAUUUAGACUCUAUAACAACAUUUCGGAACAAGGUACUAGACCAGUAUAUGACCUGAUGAGCCCUAUUAUCUUGCACAAGGACACUGCUAUCUCAAGUGUUGCUGGCCAGGGACGCGUUACAGAGAAAUCUUUAGAAAAACCAAAGCUUGCAAGGAAACAGUUUGAGGACUAUGUAAAUGAGCUAAUCAGAAACAUCAAACCCAGUGGUGAGGAAUGCAAUCCAGCACAAGCACGAGAACUCACACGCCGCGAGAGUGAUGCAUACAAGGACGAGGAGACAGUUCUGUCGCACACAUGCUUGGAAAAGGCUACUAUACUUUCUAGGUCAACCAGCCCAGCGAGCUAUGAUAUUUGUAAAAAUAACGUGCCUGUUGCUAAGUUGUCGUUGAUCAAGACACGAUUCAAAUUGGGAGAAACCGUGUACGGAAUAAUCUCAUUCUCCUUACGCGAGAUCCCCACAUAUCAGGUCUCAAUAACUUUAGAGACUGUUGAAGCCAUAGAAGCUAGCUAUGCGUGCCGUACACCAGCUCAGACAGCAAAAUUGACCAAACGUGUCCAUGCGGAGCUCCAUGAAUCUUGUAUCGACACAAUGCGAACUUCAUUUGCGCUUUGCAUCCCUCCUACUGCUACUCCAGAAUUCAAAACAUCUACGUUGACACUGAAAUGGUAUAUUCGUGUUGAGUUUAUCACUGGCCCAGCUAAUCAGCCGCGCUUCAAAAUGACAAGCGUGGAUGAACGGCGCUCUCAAUAUCAAGCUGUUGAUUCACUUUCGACAGAGAACUUCGAUUGCACUGUUCCUAUACAAGUUUAUCCAACUUCAUAUGAGACAGGAGCACUCUAUUCACCUACAGUGGCUUUCAGUCUCUCCUAAAGAAAGCAAGCUUUUUUUCUCAUUAUUGAUACACACAUCUUUAAAACUUG
Molecule: messenger RNA, 2895 nt
Organism: Lobosporangium transversale
Lineage: Eukaryota; Fungi; Mortierellomycota; Mortierellomycetes; Mortierellales; Mortierellaceae
Product: Rgp1-domain-containing protein
Exons: 7
Coding region: 146-2845 (899 amino acids)
Biological process (GO): retrograde transport, endosome to Golgi
Cellular component (GO): Golgi membrane; Ric1-Rgp1 guanyl-nucleotide exchange factor complex
Source: RefSeq, a predicted model, not a curated record